Messenger RNA from Oreochromis aureus, 2743 nucleotides. It is a transcript of the gene fam163ab, whose product is annotated as family with sequence similarity 163 member Ab. The record is from RefSeq and is a predicted model, not a curated record. The coding region runs from base 587 to 1078 and encodes 163 amino acids. The transcript is spliced from 5 exons. NCBI's taxonomy places the organism in Eukaryota, Metazoa, Chordata, Actinopteri, Cichliformes, Cichlidae.
UGUUGGAUGUGUCCGGCUUAAAUUCCGUGAUUUCAAGCUUCCUGGCGCUUGCUUUCUCUCUUGGAGUCCCGAGAAUAACGCCGCUGUGAGUGGAGGUGAACGCGUUUUCACACACUACAUGCGCGUAAAAAGCGCUCAUCUGGGAGUUGUUCUCGUCCUUAUCGGUUUGUUUCCUCCGGUUGGCGCGCCGUCACUAUGCUCCAUUUUUCAGUGUCCUCCGGUUCUGGUUGUGUUCACAGCCGUGCAUUUGACCUCUAGUCUGCUGUUUCCACACCGCUGGUGUUUCGGCGGCUGUGCGCGCUCUGGACUCCGGCUCAUCCUCGGAGAAGUUCCGCCGCAGUCCCAUGUACAGCGUUUCUCUGUCUUCCUCUUGCUGCGAUAAGGAUGCUGGUGGAUUUUUCAUGGUCAGUUUCCACAAGAUUGGCCCAAGAUUGACCAGCGGACCAUGUAAUUAGAUCAGAGAUGUUCAUACAGCAGGCCUGUGGAAGAAAGUGAGCCCUCACCUUUGGACUGAUUUUAACCAUUUCAAACACUCUUCUGAUGUGUUAAGCAGCUUUGCUGAACAGUUUGAUGGAGAGCUGGUCGGAUGACAGCUGGAACUGUUGUCAUAACCGGAGGAAUACUGGCCACAGUGAUACUUCUGUGUAUCAUAGCCGUGCUGUGUUAUUGUAGACUCCAGUACUACUGCUGCAAGAAGAAUGGGUCUGACAGCGGCUCCAUCUCUCAGCAACACUUUGCCUGCAACGCCUGCAGUGUCUCAGGCCUGGACGGACCCAUCAUCACCCCACUGUCCCUGUCGCCACCGGUGCCGCCCAAAUCCUACAAACCCACCAAAACCACCAGGGGGCGACGCAGCUACUGUCCCACCUGCUCACCCUACGACUCGCCCUUUUACAUCCGCACUACAGAUGAAAUGCGCAACGGUGGCGAGCGCAUCACCUACAUGCCCACGCACUAUGACAACCAGGCGCUGUCGAUGCCGUUGCCCGCGGUCCGAGGCUCCCUGCUGAGGGAGACGCAGCGAGGUCGGCCUCCUGAAUUCUACACCAACACACGCGCCAUCAGCACCGAAGUGUGACCACCCCUCCCCCCUCCUCUCUGACAAAAAAAAAAAGAAAAAAAAUUCCUCCUUGACCCUUGACCUUUACACACACAGAUUCCCCUGUGUUCCCUUACACACACCAGCACCACCACUAACACAACCACUAAACCAAUUUACUGAUUCCUUUAUCCCGUUUAUUUCAGAUUCGCUGAGAAGAUGAAACUGACUAUAAAGGGACCCUUUAGCCUGAGUUCCUUCCUUUAUACUCUUAAAUUGUACGUUUUCAUGCUCACUUAGAAAGUAAUAAUUCUGUGAUUCACAGUAGAUAAAAGUCCCUAAACCCUGAAUUAAGGGUGUGGCUAAACGCUCACACACUUGUUCACUGUCGACUGUUUCCGUGUCUUUACCGACCGAGGGCUAUUAUGGAUAAGUUGUGGGAUUAUUUUUUUCAUGCUACAUAUCUUCCCUGUGACUGCCAUGAAGUAAUAUAAAGAGGUAAGUAGCAAGUAUGAAGCAAUUUUAUCACAAUCGCACGAUGCCCUGUGUAGUCUUGGGAGGCGUUCAGAUAACGUUGAGGAGGCUGGACGACUGGAGAUGUCUCUAUGCAAGCUGUCUAGCAAACUACCGCAGCUCUUCAUGUCAGCCUUCUCCUUUCAGCGGUUUUCAUGUCAUCAGUGAUAUUGUGAAGGGGGUAAUAUUGGGAUUGCUGUGCCCACCAGUGAGGCGUGGUGGUGAGGCACGUGUAGAUAGACACGCUGUAAGCAUUUAGAAACGGUGGCAGCAUUAAAGCUCGAACUUCCCCCCUGAUGUGGAAACCUGUGAACAAACAAAGGAUGCCUGAGCCCCCCGAAUGCAGCAGUGGGACACCUGAAAUGAACUGAAUGAAAUUCUCUUUACUGACAGAAAUGCAAAAAGUUUGAAAUGUAAAUAGUAACCAGAAAACGGCGUUGGUGACAGAGGGAGAGAGAUGCACGCUGGGGGUUUAAAGAGCGAUACGUCUGAUUUACUGAUUCGUGCUAUUUUGUCUACGCACUCUUUCUGUGCUCCAGCACUGCUCUCAUAAUGAUGCAAAUAUCCACAUUAAUUUACAUUCAUGUUAUUUUUCCCCUGUAUUAUGAGAAAGUGUGCGUACACACCUGUGUCAUUUCACAGUGCUCCUUUUCUACAUGAUGCUGUGUUGCUUGCGAUAAUAUUUGCUGUUGUUGUUUUGAUAUCUGUGUAUACAGCAGGAGUCGGUGGGCCUGAAUAAGCAGAGCAAGAAACCUUUGGGAUUUGUGUGAGGUGAGAAUGUUGGAGAGUGUCGUUAUCCAAGUAUUUAAGAACAAAAUAAGAUGCACUUUUCUAACCUCUCCUCCAGCCGUGCAUAAUCAGACUUUAUUACCAGCUUCUUAAUUACUUUUUCAUAAUUAAAUCCUUAAAUCAGUUUUAACUGCGGUGCCAUUAUUAUGCUGUGCAUAUUCAACCUUCUGAAGACCACAUGGAAGCAUUGGUUUUCUCCAGAUUAACUAACACGAGCAAAUAAAGAACUAACAGUAUAUGUACAGAGGUUUCAGUCGGUGGAACGAGCGGAGAGACGUGGACAUGUUGCUGUCCUACGAUGGUUUUAUUGUCAUUAUUCAAUUAUUUAGACAUUGUAUUACCUGCUAUCUAUUUUACUCUUUGCUUAACCAGUAAUCUUUGAAAAAUAUUAAAGAAAAUGAU